CCCGGCACCCAGUCGUCAGUUCACAGAGGAAACGGGACUUCUCAGGUGUACUUGUCUGUCUCUACCAGUAUGAGGGCUGUAGCAGUAGUUCUUGCGCUGGCAGUCAUUACUGGCUGCCAUGCCCGUGCUUUGCACCAGGCCGAUCAUCCUCAGACCAAAUGGGAAGAGACUCUGGACCGUUUCUGGGCCUACGUCUCAGAGGUCAACACCCAGGCUGAUGGUAUGGUGGAGAACUUCAGGAGCUCUCAGCUCAGCAAGGAAUUUGAUACUCUGAUCAUGGACACCAUGGCCGAGCUUAGCAUGUACAGAAAGGACCUGGAGAGCAAGCUGGGCCUGUACACCACAGACUCCGCUGUGAACCUGAGGCAGGACCUGGAGUUGCUGGCGAGCAAGCUGCAGUCCGACAUGGAGGAUGCCAAGGAGCGCUCCACCCAGUACAUGCAGGAGCUCUCCACCAUGAUGGAGCAGAACGCAGACGAUGUCAAGAACCGCAUCAACACCUACACGCACAAGCUGAAGAAACGCUUGGGCAAAGACGCGGAGGAGAUACGCGACACCGUCGCCACGUACCUAGGCGAGCUGCAUUCCCGCGCCUCCCAGAACGCCGAGGCAGUGAAGGACCACCUGGAGCCCUAUGUGCAGCAGAUGCAGGACGGCAUGGGCCAGAAGCUGGGGGCCAUCAACCAGAUGAUACAAGACCAGGCCCAGGACAUAAGCCAGCAGCUGGAGUCCAAGGCCGCCGUGCUGAAAGAGCAGCUGGAACAGACGGCUGAGAGCCUGCGCAGCUCCCUGGAUGGCCCCAUCGAGGAGUUGAAGAGCCUCCUCAACCCCUACACCGACAAGAUCCGGGAGCAGCUGCAAACCAUCAUGGAGAAGAUCAAAGAGGCGGCGCAGCUCCCGCAGGUCUGAAAGGCUGCGUGAGCAAGAACAGUGGCUCUGGCUCAGCAGAGCGGGCGCUGUUUGUUACUGAUGCUUUACGUUCAUUUCGGUGGGUGGAAGGGGAACAAGAAAGGCCAAACCAGUCUUUGUAUCGAAACGUGAACUAAUGCUUAAUACUCACAAUGUCUGCUCUCUCAGUAUUAAUCCACUGUCUUAAGAAUAAACCCUCAAUAAUGUCUUUCCUAAUAGUGCAAUAGGGCAUUGUUAUAACCGUCUUGGCUAGUCUGUCUUAUGUACUUGUGUACCAUGUUGGUCAUUAAAUCUCAAAUAGGUUGUGUGGCCUUUUGUGCAAUGUAAAAGGCAGGUUAGUGAACUCUGGGCCAAAUUGGCACCUUUUUAAUAAAACCCGCCCAAAAAAACAAAAACCAUUAGCUGUAAUAAGGCGUUUUGUCUGCAACAUCUCCAUAAACAGAGUACACUGACAAAUGUUAGCUGAAAAUCUGCAAACCAACGUUGACCUGAUUCCUUUUGUGAUUGUGUGCAUUGCUGUUUUUUGGAACCUGUUUGCAAUAAAUUUAUGUAACUGUUCACAACACAA
This is a messenger RNA of Electrophorus electricus (electric eel), 1477 nucleotides long. RefSeq names its product apolipoprotein Eb (gene apoeb). Gene Ontology annotation, biological process: acylglycerol homeostasis; lipoprotein metabolic process; phospholipid efflux. NCBI's taxonomy places the organism in Eukaryota, Metazoa, Chordata, Actinopteri, Gymnotiformes, Gymnotidae. Gene Ontology annotation, molecular function: phospholipid binding; phosphatidylcholine-sterol O-acyltransferase activator activity; cholesterol transfer activity. The record is from RefSeq and is a predicted model, not a curated record. Gene Ontology annotation, cellular component: extracellular region; extracellular vesicle; very-low-density lipoprotein particle.